Messenger RNA from Ziziphus jujuba (common jujube), 1282 nucleotides. RefSeq lists its product as uncharacterized. Bases 422 to 1165 code for a protein of 247 amino acids. Lineage: Eukaryota; Viridiplantae; Streptophyta; Magnoliopsida; Rosales; Rhamnaceae. The record is from RefSeq and is a predicted model, not a curated record. The transcript has a single exon.
GCCCCAGUUACAUUUUUGUUUUUAUUCUUUUAAAUUAUUAUUUUCUAGAAAGGCUGUAAUUUGUCGAAUAUGCCAAAGAUUAUUAGUUGUCGUUCCAGAAAAACCAAAACCAGUAAAAGUUUAGAAGUUUAGGAAGCUUCGGUCGCAUGGCAGGGACGCAUCCAAUUUUAUUUGUCUGCGCUUCUAGCAACUCCAUAUCACCAGCUUUCUUGUCCCCAUUUUUCUUCAUUUUUUUUUAUUUCCUUGAAUUUUUUUCAAACCAUCACUUUCUUCCAGAAGUAGAAUCCUCCUCCCCAAUUCAUAUUAUAUAGAGGCCAUUAUGGAUCUUUUCUCAAUUCCUAUUCACCAACCACAUCCACUGCAUUUCUUCUUCUUCUACAAAUAACAAACACAUCAUAUCUUUCUCGCCCACAAAAAAGUUAUGGAAAUUGAUUACAACUCCGCCAUUUUUAAUAAUCUCCAACAAACCCCGCAAGUCUGCUUUGAAGAGGAAGAAGAAGACGUACUCUCUCUCUGCAAUUUCACUCUCCACGACGCCGAUCAAGACGACCCCAUUUCAUCUCUUCCUGAUCACCCAGACUUUCCCUCUUCUUCUUCUUCUUCUUCUUCUCCGGAUGAUGAUUUUGCAUUCUCCGUUGAUAUAGAAAGCGAACAAACCCAGAGCCCUGCUCUUGAUCGAAAUAACCACGUCGUUUUAGUCUUUGGGAAAUCCAUACCUUGUAGAAAACCAGUUGUUAAUGUUCCAACGACGUCGUUCCAGGAGCGCCGUUUUGAUGACCCGUUUUGUUUGAAAUCCGAGUCUUUCGACAUUUUGAGAGGCCCGCGCUCCCAAUUCUCGACUCGUUCAAACUCCGUCCGGUUACCGGAGACCGGGAAUUGCCGGUACGGCCAGUCGAGUGGCUCUGCUAGGAAGCAUAAGGUUUUGAUUGGACUGGUCAAGUUUCCGUCGCGGAUGGAACUCGGCGAUAUCAAGAAAAGGCAGGAUCGCCGUCCUCCUGUGCCGAUGUUCCCGGUGGUUGAGAACUGUCAACCGGCUCUAGCCAGUGGUAGUGGCAGUGGAGGAGGAAAAGGGCACUGGGGGGGUCUGUUCCGGCCGUUGAGAUUCAGAUCCCAUCUCGUCGGCGCGUUGGCGAAAACCUCCUUUGGUUGCCUGCCGCGCGUGUGAUACCCUUCACGCACUGUUUAUUUUUAUUUUUAUUUAUUUAUUGUAUACAACAUGUUAACCAGCUAGGUGACACUUUUUCAUGCUUGCUUAAUUAAUUAAUUAAUCAUUCUUUAUUUA